Messenger RNA from Trichosporon asahii var. asahii CBS 2479, 933 nucleotides. RefSeq lists its product as uncharacterized. The record is from RefSeq and is a predicted model, not a curated record. The transcript has a single exon. Bases 1 to 933 code for a protein of 310 amino acids. Lineage: Eukaryota; Fungi; Basidiomycota; Tremellomycetes; Trichosporonales; Trichosporonaceae.
AUGGCACAGCUGUGCUCUCAGGUGCAGUCUCCGCCAGCGAGUCCCACUAGCUCCGGUACCUCUGAACCGACCGAUUCUGAAGCAUCGGCGCGCCGAGCAUCGGCACCGCCCGCAAAGGGGCUGGCAACGCAUAGACCUCCGGUAUCACUCGACCAUCGGUACCUCCCUCACAUCAUUGACAUCAUCUUCGACGUGGCUGAUCCGUCCACGCAGAUCAAGAUGUCCCAAGUCUGCCAUUCGUGGCGUCACAGGAUCCUUCAACGAUACUACCACCUCUUGAACCCGACCGGGAAUGACGAGGAGGUCACCUUUAGGCACUCGUCCGACGGCGGACAGCAGACACUCCGCUGGCCCGAGCACCAGCUCCUUCUGGCUUGCCGAGUCAUCGACAUCACCAGUUCCGGCUGCGCUCUCGAUUAUACCUGGGUCACUACUAUGACCGACACGAUCCGCUUCACCAACCCGAGCUCCUUCUGCUGCUCUCCGCCUCUACCGAGAGUGCCCUUCAAGCGUCUCAUCUGUCAGAACUUCUGGCCACCCAUCGUGACCUCACAGUGGGCCGACAUCACGAACCUCAUCGUGAUUUACGGCGACGACUUCCGGACCAGUCCCGCCAAUAAGCUGAUGGCCUUGCCGCACGUUUUACCCAGCCUCAGGUCCAUCGUGAUCAUCUGCCGCGAGAGACCCAAUGAGCAGCGGACAGCCCAGGAGAAGGAGUUCUGGAUGGAGCUCAACGGUGCUCUGGAGCUUUGGAGGGCACGAGCUCCGAGUCGAUAUCCGCGCGUUUACAUCGUGUCGGCCAAUGGCGACCGGCCGGCACUUCCGCUGCUGAUGUUCCCGACCGUCGCGUGGUCCUUAGAUCAGUACAAGAGGAUCAUAGGAGAAAAGGAGUACGAGAUUGAGACGGAGUUUGGCAAGGUUCUGGCCCCCUAA